CGCUCUCGCCACGUGACAUAGGCGGCCGUGCGGGGCGGGGGGGGCUAAGCUGUGGCUUCAAGAUGGCGGCGCGCAGGCCGGGGCCCGGCACCGCCGGGGGGAGCCUGUUGUUGAAGCUUUAUUGUUCCUGCUGCUGCCGCGCCGCUCCCAAUAAAGCUGGUUCGCAUUAAAGCAGUGUGGCAUCUGAAGGAGGAAGAGGCCAGUAGACCACUGGAGCAAUGGAGCUUCCCAAUUACAGCAGGCAGUUUCUACAGCAGCUUUACACGCUCUGCAAAGAGCAGCAGUUCUGUGACUGCACCAUCUUCAUUGGGACUGUGCACUUCAGAGCACACAAGCUUGUGCUGGCUGCUGCCAGUCUGCUCUUUAAGUCCUUGCUGGAUAGCACAGACACCAUCUCCAUUGAUGCUUCUGUGGUGGCUCCUGAUGAGUUUGCUCUUCUGCUAGAAAUGGUGUAUACCGGCAAGCUACCACUUGGCAAACAUAACUUUACCAAAGUUAUCUCUGUGGCUGACAGUCUGCAGAUGUUUGAUGUGGCUGUUAGUUGCAAAAACCUUCUCAGUGACCUCAUCAACUGCUCCACUCAGAAUCAGGUAGUGAGGGACAGCUCCAUUCAGACAGUAGAUUCAUCCAGAAAUAAUAUUGAUGCUAAUGAGCUACCCCAGACUGAAAACCCUCCUGCUGAAGAUGCUACAGAUGCUCAGCUUCCUGAAAAGGCUUCAACUUCUGUUGGCUCUGAAGAACCUGAAAUGGAGACAGUCACCUCCACCACAGCGCAAGAAAUUACUGUGACUCACGCCUUGGGCCAUGAGGGGAUUCUGGAGGAGGAAACCCCAAUGGAUUCAAAAUCCCGCAACGAGGAUUCAAAUGCCCAUGCUGACCACCAUUCCCCUUCCAGGCAGGACAGCUGUGAGGAAGGGGAGGCUACUGAGCCCGUGAAGAAGAAAGGAAAAAUUGGUGAUCCAGAAGCAGAGAGCAAAACCUGUAAACUGGAUUUCCUGCUUCAGUAUGAAGGUGUUUUCUCAGAGGCCCUUUCUGAUACCAAGACCGUGCUGAAGAGACUGGAUGAGUGCAGGGGAAUUGAAGGGUCUCAGAGAGAGACGCUAGUGGCAUGCUUGGAAGACACCAAAGAACAGUCAGCAUUCAAGAGCUUGCUCAGCAAAGUGAGGGAUGAGCAGAGUCUGGAUGCUGAGGCUGUUGUGUCUGUACUGAAGCUGUUCCGAAACACACAUCCCAAGAUAAACGCAGCACUGCUGGAGAGAGAGCAGGACAGUGGAGAGACCCUGCAGCAAACAGGGAGCACAGAAGAGGGAAAGACCCUGUCUGCUCUAUUACUGGAAUACAGGGAAGAACUGAUUCAGAGCAUAACACAGCUGAGCCCCAUCACAGAGUUCCUAGAAACAGGAGAGGAGGGAUUCCUGACUGGCUUGGAGAAGCGGGUGAUUCUGGAUUGCUGUGAAGGCAGCUCCCACGGGGAGGCAAUGGAGAGUCUGCUCAGGAAGGUGGUGGAAGAGAAGACCCUGAAAGCUGAGAGCUUGGUAAAACUCCUUGGGGCUGUAAAAGCAUCAUUCCCUGAUCUGCACCUUCUGCUAGACAAUUUGGUGGCAGCAGCAGUUGUGUCUGAUGGCACAGCCAGAAGGACCCCAGAGGAUUAUGGGACCCAAUUACUGAAACGAUACCAAAAAAACUUUGCAGAGCUCUUCAUGGACACACAGAUGCUGCUGCGAGGGAUCUCAGCUGCACAAAACUUAGCUCCUGGAGAAAGAGAGGUAAUGGAACAGAUUGUGAAGAGGGAGACUGACUCGAGUGGUUUCAGCUCACUCGUAUCUGCAGCACUGGAAGAACAAACUGUGUCGGUGACUGCCGUUUGGCAGCUGCUACUGGCAGUGCGAGAGGCAGAGCUUCCUCUGAACCUGCUCAUUGAGGAAAUCCGGAAGGAACCCGAUGCAGAGUUUUUCUUCCAAACAGUGGCCACCAGUGAAAGUACAGCCAUCGAGAUAAUACUGAGACACAGCAAGCUGAUCACGGAGGCCAUCAAGCAGAGAGCUGGACUGGAGGGCUUGGCUCCAGGAGAAGUGGGCCUCACAGAGGCAGUGAAAGAGCUACUGAGUAUUUCUUCUCAGAAGGAGAGUUCAGAGGCCUCCUUGAAAGCAGCUCUGAGCGCUGCACAGGAGAAGUCUGUACCUGCCAUCAAGAUCUGUCAGCUGUUAUGCACUGUUCAUGAGUCUUUCCCAGGCCUACAACCAGUGAUGCAGGAGCUGGGGCAUGUGGGGCUCCUGACCGAGGGCAGUGGGGAGAAGGCUGGAAUCAGGAAAUGGAAGGUGAACAGUGAAUCCCAGAUUGAAGCUAUGGACAAGGAGGAGGAGAAGGCUGGGGGUGCAAGCGCCAAGGAGCAGAAGGAGCCCCAAGAGAAAGCUCCCUCCAAAAAGAACUUUGUCUGCAAGGCCUGUGAUAAGAGCUUCCAUUUCUACUGCCGUCUGAAGGUGCACAUAAAGCGGUGUCGUGUGGCCAAGGGGAAGCAAGUGCAGUGUAAAGAGUGCAGUGAGAUCAAGACCUCCAAGAAGGAGCUGGAAAAGCAUCAGCUGGAAGCCCAUGGAGGGCCUGGAGCUGCAGGGACAGCGAAAAAGAAGAAGAAGCGGCUCCCAGUGACAUGUGACAUCUGUGGAAGAGAAUUUGCUCAUGCCUCAGGAAUGCAGUACCAUAAGCUGACGGAGCACUUUGACGAGAAGCCCUUCUCCUGUGAAGAGUGUGGUGCCAAGUUUGCGGCCAACUCCACCCUGAAGAACCAUCUGCGGCUGCACACCGGAGACCGCCCCUUCAUGUGCAAGCACUGCCUCAUGACCUUCACACAGGCCUCCGCCCUGGCCUAUCACACGAAGAAGAAGCACUCUGAGGGGAAGAUGUAUGCCUGCCAGUACUGUGAUGCGGUAUUCGCCCAGUCCAUUGAGCUGUCUCGUCAUGUGAGGACUCACACCGGAGAUAAGCCAUAUGUCUGCAGGGAGUGUGGGAAAGGAUUCAGGCAGGCUAAUGGGCUCUCCAUCCAUCUGCGCACCUUCCACAAUAUUGAGGAUCCGUAUGAUUGUAAGAAAUGUCGGAUGAGCUUCCCCACCCUGCAGGAGCAUCGCAAGCACAUUCAUGAGGCCCACUCCAGGGAGUACCAUCCCUGCACUACCUGUGGGAAAGUCUUCAGUGCUCCAUCCCUCCUGGAGCGCCACAUGGUGACCCAUGUUGGAGGGAAGCCAUUCAGCUGUGAGAUUUGUGACAAAGCCUAUCAGCAAUUGUCAGGGUUAUGGUAUCACAACCGGACCCAUCACCCUGAUGUCUUUGCAGCUCAGAAUCACCGCUCUUCCAAGUUCUCCUCACUGCAGUGCAGCUCCUGUGACAAAACCUUCUCCAGCACUACUGCUCACAAGAAGCACGUCAAGGCAGAACAUGCAGAUGUGAAGUUCCAUGAGUGUGAGAAGUGUAAUGAGCUUUUCCCCACGCUGGCUCUGCUGCAGGUCCAUGUCAAGUGCAGGCACUCAGGGACCCAGCCAUUUCGCUGCUUGUACUGCGUGGCCUCCUUCCGCUUCCCGGGGGCCCUGCAGCACCAUGUCACCACAGAGCACUUUAAGCAGAUAGAGAGCACCUUCACUUGUGGGCUGUGUGGGGAGCUUUUCGCUACUCGGGAGCAGCUGCAGAGUCAUUACAGCGCUGAGCACCCAAAGGUGACGUUCACGGAAUGCCAGGCCACCACUGCCCAGCUUGUGCAGGUGAUUCAGACAUCGGAGCAAGGAGAAGCAGCUGAGCAGAUGAUCACCUUGGACGAAGCCCAGCUUGCUGACUCCCAACUCUUUGUGACAUUGCCAGAUCCCCAAACUAACCAAGCUGGCUCGGAGCUGGUGGCAGUGACUAUGGAGGACUUGUUUGAUGACAAAGUAACUCUGAUUUGUGAAGAGGCUAAGUGAGGCAUGGCUGAGAGCACUUGGAGGGGAAACCACCAAGCUGGCUUAUCGGCUGUACGUACCGAAGUGUGCUGCUCUGGCAGUGAAAUUCUGGUUUUUUGCAGCAAAAAACUGGGAUAUGUGAGACUGGCAAAAGAAGUGACACACACUGCAGGCCCAGCACGUGUGAGAAUGUGAGAGAUUGGCAGAACUCACCCUGCUUGGAAGUCAUGGAUCCAGGAUGGCGUCCUUCCCUAGCAGGGGCGGUGGGCAGCAGCUUUUGGUUCUGUGGGAGCUGGCCACAUGUCCCUUCCAGCCCAGGUUUGAGUAAUAGGAAAAGAGAGAGAUGGAGCACAGCUAAGCAAAGGCUCUGCACAAGCAUGUGUGGGGAGCAGAAGAGGGAGAUGGAGGGAAUUUCAGUCAGUCAUAGAAAGAGUUAGGGGCUGCCCGUUCAAUAAUCAAGAACCAGACUAAGAGCUGCUCUCAGCUAUGUUGGGGUGCUGGUGACAGAUGCUUAUGGAGAAAUCAGAGAGUUUAAAGGCUGUACAUGGACACACAUGAUAUUUGCGAGAGCAUAGGUCUGUGUGGAUAAGGCAACUUCUGGUACACUGCUUCAUUUCUUCUCUUGCCCCCUCUCACAUGCUACACUGCUCUUGAGGCCCUCUGAUGUGUCUACACUGCAUUUUAAACCCCUGGCAGCAAGUCUUAGAGCCUGGGUCUACAGACUCAAGGUCACAGAGUUCACUCUACAGCACUAAGAACAGCCAUGUACAUGACUGGGCUUGAGCUCUAUCGCCCAGACAUACCCAUAGAAAAUUUGGCUGCAGUUGGGCCAUCCCUUUGGAUCUCUGCUCAAGCUGAAGUUUCAGGGGCAUUGCCCUAAGUGUCUGUCUUAACCUGACAAAGGGAAAUCCAAAGCUUAGUCAUGGGAAUGAAAAUAAGGUGUCUGGGGCUGGCAGCUGUAGGGUCUCAGGAUCAAGCACGUGGGACAAACCAUUGUGCACAGUUACAGGAUGUUGGGUCACCUCUCUCAGCAGAUGUAACAUAUCUAAUUAGCUGUCUGUUAUUCAGAAAGUGGCUGCUAAGCAGGUGGGAAUGGCCCAGCCUCAUUCUCUCCUUUAGUCAGGACCGUUAAGCACCAAUCUUGCUAACUUGGGGACUACGUGGAGCCUUGUAGGAUUUCAGCAAGUGGCCCUUGCCUUUCUCAGGCCGAGUCCUCCUGGGAAAGCUGGCUGUCCAUCCAUCCCACAUCUUGCAUCCCCCUCAGCACUGCACAACUUUUAAAAUGGUAUACAGGAAGCUCUAACCCAAAGUCAAAAAACACUAGCCUCCGAUAGCCCCUAAUAUCUGCAGCUGGCUCCGUUAACCUGUCUCCAGCAAGGGUUAGCAAUGCCUUGUGUAGGCAGAGCCUAAUCCUGGCCAAAUCACUGCCAAGGCUAUCAGAACAGUUCAUGCCCUACACUAAGUAGUAGGGUCAGACCCACAGCUGGACAGCUACAGCUUGUAGCCUCUUUGUAAGAUGACAAAGCCGCAAGAUCUCCCUGCCUCCUCUAGUGCAGCUGAAGCUGCAGUGUUUGAAGAGAGAAGUAGCUAAUCUGAGUGCUGUGGCCCAUCAUUUCUCAGGCGUUUAAUACUAUUACCGAUGAAUUGGCGCUCAUGCAAAUAUUUCUCUUUGAGCACAUAAUGGUUGCCAGAAUUGUACACAGCCAUUCCCCUGCAGCACACAAUACAUGGCUUUGUGAAACGCUUUCAGAUACCUUGCAUAAAGCUCGCUGUCUGUGCCAGCACAAUGCAAAACCUUCAUUGCUGUGUAAUGGCCCCUUUAAGAAUAAAUUUCACAAAGCAUUCUUA
Molecule: messenger RNA, 5771 nt
Organism: Chelonia mydas (Green sea turtle)
Lineage: Eukaryota; Metazoa; Chordata; Testudines; Cheloniidae
Gene: ZBTB40
Product: zinc finger and BTB domain containing 40
Exons: 18
Coding region: 219-3944 (1241 amino acids)
Biological process (GO): regulation of transcription by RNA polymerase II
Cellular component (GO): nucleus
Molecular function (GO): DNA-binding transcription factor activity, RNA polymerase II-specific; protein binding; RNA polymerase II cis-regulatory region sequence-specific DNA binding
Source: RefSeq, a predicted model, not a curated record